AUGUUUAAUAACAGAAGGGAUGGGUUUGAUGCCCUUUUAAAAAGAAAGCAGCUAAGCGCGUUUUCAAAGUUUUGCUCAGAUCCAACCUACUUCCUGGCGCAGUCUAUAUAUAAAUUACCACGAAGACUUCCUUCUACGCAUUCGUGUCCUGUUACAGUGGUGUGUAUCUCUGACACACACAACUAUCAACCGAACCUCCCUGAUGGCGAUAUUCUCGUUCAUGCUGGAGAUCUCACUCAGUCUGGAUCUCUGGCUGAAGUCCAGCGCGCUCUUAACUGGUUAAACUCACAGCCCCAUCAACACAAAUUUGUUGUUGCUGGCAAUCACGAUCUCAUCUUGGAUGCCUCAUUUCCAUCAGCCCAUUUUCGCGAUCGACAAAACAUUGACUGGGGCAGCAUCGUCUAUCUUCAGAAUAAUACGGCCACCGUCCAGUGCGCGAGAGAUCGAACUAUUAAAAUAUACGGGAGCCCCUUCUCCGCCCGCCAUGGCAAUUGGGCAUUCCAAUAUCCACCAACAAUCGAUAUAUGGGAAGGCACAAUACCAGAGAACACAGAUAUUUUGAUAACCCAUGGACCCCCAAAGGGCCAUUUAGAUCUGAACAAACUGGGAUGUGGGUUUCUUUUGAAAGAGUUGUGGCGAUUAUCUACAAAGCCAAAGCUUCACGUAUUUGGUCAUAUACAUGAAGGUUAUGGAAUUGAAAAAGUCUCUUACGACCGUGUUCAGAAGGCAUACGAUGAUUUCAUCUUAUCUGGUGGAGGCGUGUUGUUUUUGAUCUAUUUAUGGUAUGUCUACAUACUUUCGGCAUUGGGGAUUGAGAAACAACUGCCUUCGGGGUGGCUUGUAAAUGCGUCCGUGGUUGGAGGCUUGCGCGAUGAGAAGCGAAGAGGAGCAGUAACGAUUAAUAUCUAG
Ophidiomyces ophidiicola is the source of this 909-nucleotide messenger RNA. RefSeq lists its product as uncharacterized. NCBI's taxonomy places the organism in Eukaryota, Fungi, Ascomycota, Eurotiomycetes, Onygenales, Onygenaceae. The coding region runs from base 1 to 909 and encodes 302 amino acids. The record is from RefSeq and is a predicted model, not a curated record. The transcript has a single exon. Gene Ontology annotation, molecular function: hydrolase activity.